GGCCUGGCUUCCGCUUUUUCACCCGCUGCCGCUCUCGCCUCCAGCCAAGAGCCCAACCCAGCACACCAUCCCGCUGCCGCAGGCCUGCAUCCGGGCCGUUAUGAGCGACGUUGCAACUGGAAUCCAGAAAAGCAAGCUGAAGUCGAAGGGCGUUGCCCAAGCCGAGCACGAUCUUGAGAAAGCUGCUCCCACAAGCCACGACUUGCCGGCAGCAUCCGUCAUGGACAAGCCGACCUCCAAAGCCUCCCGCGAGGCUGUCGAACGGCACAAGGGUCCCUCGGUCGACCCAGGUCUGGAUGUCGAAGCAGCCGAAAGGACGUCCGCCAAGCUACUGACCAAGAAGAAGAAGGCCAAGAUGGCAAAGUCCGCCAUCGCCGAUGCCGAUACCUCGAGCAACAACACCAUCGGCGAUCAGACCGGAUCCGCAUCCAUCCCCGCUGAAGUAGCAAACCCUCCCAUGAAGAAGAGGCGAAACAAUGAGCAGGACCACACAGAGGCUGCACCCUCAGAAAAGACUGUCAAGAAGAGUAAGACCGCCGAUAAGACACAGCAGCUAUCGGGAGAAGCACCUCUAUCUGUCAAGCCCAAGAAGAAGAAGAAAUCCGCCGAUGGUGGUCUGGCGACAGCUGCCAGCGAGGAGCUGAACCCGCCUGAAUCCCCAAACGAUACUCUUGUUAUAUCAAAAACCGAAAAAGCAAGCGAUGUCGAUCCUGACACCGACGAGACUACACCGGACGGCGUUGCGGAGACUGCUGCCCUGGCCAGUCCGUCCGAGGCGGAUGUGCACGAUAGCGCCGAAGCGAAAAAGAAGAAAAAGAAAAAGAAGAAGAAGCAAGUCGACUCGAAUACUGACCCUGAGGCCGCCGAUGUCGUAGAUGAAUCCGGCCUCGAGCAUGCCUCCAUCCAUGCCCAGGCGGCGGCAAAGGAAGAACAAGAAGAGGACGACGGUUUGUCAAGGUCUAAUCCGGAUGAUGUCGGCAAAUUCGGAUCGGAGAACAAGGCGGGCGGCAAGAAGAAAGCUGUCCGUGCAAAAGGAACGAAAGGCUCCAAGAAAGCCGAUGCGACUCAGAACCGGGACGGUCGCGUCGAUGCCCCUGUCGAGAACGACAACGAAGGCUCGGGCUCAGACAGAGAAGGCGAUGGAAACGACAUCGACAACGACAGCGGAGCCGGAGCGCUGUCUCCCGCUGACUCGAGAACACCCAAAGCCACGAUCGAUUGUCCUCCUAGUGAAUCUGUUCCUGUUGAAGUCGCCUGGAAACGAGAUGCAUCCGAGUUGCAGGACUCACUCGAGGAUAAAUCAGCCGAUCCCGGGCCGGCCAAGCGCCAAAAGUCCAGUGCGUCAGUCGCCCCCGUGCCGCCCCGGAAAGCGGUCCCCAUUUCUGUGCCGACCAACCCCGGAUUCCUCCCGUUCAAGCUCGAUCACGCCCUGUCGCAGAGUCUAUUCGUUCAGCGAAGGGAUGCGCCUGUAGUUGCUUCGGACGCCGCCAGCAUCAUCAAUGUCCUUAUGCCGCCCACCCCUGCCGAGCCAGCCGAAACUGCAGCCACUCAAAGCAUCAGUCCGGCCAUCAGCAACUACUCGACCAUUUACGACUUUAUCAACACCGAGCUGGAAACACGCCAGUCAUGGCACCAGCAGAUCAACCCUCCCGAACAUGAAGCCGCGACGUUUGCCUCCGGCCCGUUUGUCAAGCGUGAAAUCGAGGCCGUCGAUGAGGCGAUCCGGCAAUACCUCCAGAGCGAAGGACUGGACCCCACCACUGAAAACAUCUACGGCUACAUCAAGCCGGGAAAGAAAGGACUGAAUCGGAAAUGCAACGAGUUUUUGAAGGCCAUCCAGUACGAGAGCCGUAUUAACCGUACGGCCAAGAGUCUGAAGCGGUAUUUGGUCAACAAGUAUCAAAUCAUCUCCAAGGGUGAAUGGACAAAGGAGGAGGACGACCAGCUUCGUGCCCUCGUCGCCAUCCAUGGCCGGCAGUGGGCCGAGCUCGAGCGGAUGAUCGGAAAGGCGUUUGCCAAGGAGCGAUAUCGGAUCCUUGAAGCCCGCGAUCAAGGCGAAUCGCGCAAAUGGAAAUACCAGGACUUUAUGAAGCUGAAGAAGGUCGGCGCGGAGAUGAUGGCGGAGAUGGAUAUUGAAGAUCCUCGCCAAUUCAAGGCAUGGACUGCUCUGGCAGCCAAGUUUCCCGGAACAACCCCGGCGAAUAUGAAGGACUUUUGGAAAACGGUGAUGCUCAUGGACAUUGAGGCCCAUCCCGGGUUUCCGCCUGCCCUUGUGCUCGAGUUCCUUCGAAAGAUCCAGUCCAGCGGCGCGCACGACGAGUCCGAGGUUCCCUGGACGCACUUCAUCAACGGCUUGCUGGUGGGCAAGAGGAGCAACAAUCUCCCCAAUAUGUGGAAAAAACUGAAAGCUGAGCACGGCGACAUCAACAGAUCGCUGCAGGAAAACGUCGAGCUCAUAAUCCACGAAUAUGAAGCAAGGUGUGCGAUGAUCGAUCCGCAGGCCAUGAACAUGGGUCAGAUAUCAAAUGUUCAGCUGAUGCUACACGCGAGCGACGCAAAAAGCCCAGAGGGCAGCAGCUCGUGAGCAAGGCGCGACCACCAGCGCUGCCGAUCCUGCGUUUGCUCCCCUCCCCUCUCGACCACAAAUACAUGGACUUGACAAAGGC
Messenger RNA from Polychytrium aggregatum, 2666 nucleotides. RefSeq lists its product as uncharacterized. Gene Ontology annotation, molecular function: RNA polymerase II cis-regulatory region sequence-specific DNA binding; DNA-binding transcription factor activity, RNA polymerase II-specific. Gene Ontology annotation, cellular component: nucleus. The record is from RefSeq and is a predicted model, not a curated record. The transcript has 7 exons. Gene Ontology annotation, biological process: regulation of transcription by RNA polymerase II. Lineage: Eukaryota; Fungi; Chytridiomycota; Chytridiomycetes; Polychytriales. The coding region runs from base 101 to 2584 and encodes 827 amino acids.